This is a messenger RNA of Alnus glutinosa, 499 nucleotides long. RefSeq lists its product as uncharacterized. The coding region runs from base 64 to 405 and encodes 113 amino acids. The transcript has a single exon. Lineage: Eukaryota; Viridiplantae; Streptophyta; Magnoliopsida; Fagales; Betulaceae. The record is from RefSeq and is a predicted model, not a curated record.
ACCACUAGUAACAAUAAUUGGAGCUGUCCAUCAACACCUCCUCACAUACCAGGGAAUUGCAUUAUGCAAACAGCAGCCACCAAAGCCAACAAAAAAGCCAAGUUUAGAGGCCCGCCGGAGGAAGCUGUAGAAACAGAGGAUGAUGGCGACCCAGAUGGGGGGAAGGCCGUAUCAUGUCCGGGAGCCAUAGCAUCCGGGUUUGAAGUCCGGCUUGAAGGAAUGGUCGGCAGUGAUGACUCAGAAGGAGGAAGUGUGACACCGCCGGGAGAAGGAAACAGGGGAGUGAUGUCUGGGGACAGAGCUGGAGAGAACAGAGGAACACCUGGCAAGACAGCAGGCGCAGCUGAAAUAGUUGAAACUUUCCUACUUGGUGCUUCAGAUGCUAAUGCUGAUGAAGACUGGUAGGCCAUGAAGAAGAUCAUCGACAUUGCCAAGAUUGACCAACAAAAGGAACCCAUAAAUGAUGAUAGAAUGAUAGAAUCAAUGCCUUUAUUAUGAA